UAUUUGAAAGUAGCAGAAACAAUGGAAACAAGUGUUUUUGGUAAAACACAUUUAUUAAUUAUAUUUGAAAAAUGUUCCCUUAAGCCGAAAAUUGUUUCCCAUUGCAGAGUCAAAUUCAGUUCAGUUCGAAUGUGCAAGAGUUUCGUUUGGUUCUCGUGGAAUAAUGGCUCCGAUCUGGUGCUAGUUUUAUCACAAGAAAAAUAAUGAACACGAAAGCCGAUCUGUGGUGCUUUAUUCUGGCUUAUUUUCAGGUCAUCCGCUAGGUAUUCGUCAUGUGCAGACGGUACUGCUGUUCCUCAACCUGACCGUUAACUAUAUAGUCCGCCUGAGCGUGGGCUUGCGGGUGGUGGCCAUGACGGAUAAAGCAACCAAUAAUGAAACUUUUCCGCAAUUCGAUUGGACAGAGGCCGAGAAGUCCUACAUAUUCUCCAGCUUCAACUGGGGCUAUUUGCUGAUGCAGAUUCCGGGCUGCUUCCUUGUCCGGAAUCUGGGGGCCAAGCUGCCCAUGAUCGUGGCAACCUUUUUCGUGGCCCUGUUAAGUCUCUGCACGCCCAUUGGAAUUCAGAUGGGCGAAUGGAAGGCCUUCUGUGCGAUUCGGCUGGGCCAGGGUCUGUGCCAGGGCCUGAUUCUACCCUGCAUCCACGAGCAUCUGGCCAAGUGGUCGCCGCCCGAGGAGCUCAAGCAACUGGGAGUAGUCGCCUACUCUGGCACCUACUGCGGAACAAUCCUGGCCCUGCUCGGCAGCGGGUACAUUGCGGACAGUUCCAUCGGCUGGCCGGGAAUUUCGUAUGUUUCGGCAGCAGCCUGCCUCUGCUGGUGCCUGCUGUGGUUCUUCUGGGGCGAGAACGAGCCAGGAAGCUCGUACUGGAUUGGCUCGGACGAGCGGAACUACAUUGAGAGCUGUCUGAAAAGUAGCACCGCAUGCCCCAGGGAAGUCAUACCCAUACCGUGGCUGGCGAUACUCGGGUCGGUGCCGUUCCGUGCCCUGGUGGUGGUCCACUGUGCCCAACGCUGGGCCGACUCCACGAUGGAGGUGCAGAUACCUUCGUAUCUAGAUGGCAUCCUGCAAGUGGAAAUCACCCGGAACGGCCUGAUCUCGUCGCUACCCUACAUGGUCAAGUGGAUCAUGUCCCAUGUGUAUAUCCUGAUCGCCCAUGUGGCCAUAAUGCGGCACCUGAUCGGCCAGACUCCGUUGCAAAAGUGGAUCGUCACGAUAUCCACUUGGGGACCGGCCCUACUGUACAUUGCCAUUGGGUUCCUGGACCGAGCAAAUGCCGGGCUGGUCGUCGUCCUGAUGACCAUCAAGGAGGGAUUUAAUGCCGGCUCCAGCAUUGGCGGCACUUUGAACACCAUUGCCCUGUCGCCCAACCACUCAGCGGUCCUGAUGGGCAUCAUGAGUGUCUUGUCUGACGUCUUUACGCCGCUAACUCCUCUCGUUACGGGUGUCAUCGUUACGGAUCCGACGAAUCGUUCUCAGUGGCAGAUUAUAUUCUGCCUGAUCGCACUUGUAUUCUUCCUCAGCAACUGGGUGUACAUCAUCUGGGGCUCGAGCGAACUGCAGCCCUGGGAUGCCGGUGAUUUUCUGCAUGUGUGCACUGCGGAAUGUUCCGCAAGGGGAGAUCACCACGACUCACCCGAUCUAUCCAUUAGGGGAAAAAUUAUGCUCAGGGACCUGGCUCGCAGAGUAACGGAGGGCCUGGACAAGAUGAUCCCAGAUCAGGCUGAUCCGCAAAAGAAUAGCAAUAUGGCAAUUAAAGAUUAAUCACGUAUUGAUAGGCUUUUGAUAAAUUUGUAUACGGAAAUUGGAAGAUGUUACUUUUGGAGUAACACUAAAUAGUGACUCCAAGGAAAGUGAACCACUCAACAAAAAACGAGAGAAAACGUUGUGCGCCGCGGCCCUUGCCGCAUUUCUUUUCUGUCUUUCUUUUUAGCCGUCUAAUUUCGCUCUCUUUCGCCAGAGCGCGAUCACUGCACGAGGAAGAGUGUGUGUCAGAGAGAGAGCGAUAGAGAAUGAGUAAGCGCGUUACUGGGGGAAGCGUAGGCACUGCAAAUUCGUUCCUUCUGGCUAUACUAAUGGUCCGAUUUGACCCAGAUUCUCCAAUCUGCUAGAUAUGGUCAUUCUCUAUUGUUCUGCGUUUUUUGUUCACUGCCACCACAAAACUAAUACACCCCUAUAGCCAUAGGGGCCAAUCUGGUAUAACUAUAAUAAUUUUAUAAUUAUAAAAGCGACGUACUCUUUUUUGUGCACUCUUUCAAGAACAGCCGAAUGCUAUUGUACGUUAGAUCGGGUUGUUGAGCCAUACUUAUCUGCCCAUUCGAUUAUCCAAUCAAUUGGUUUGUGGGUUCUCCCCACAAAAACACCUAAUAAUAAAUAAUGAUGGCCACUAAGCUGCUUUUCACUAAUUUAAUCACUUAUUUUUAUCACGAAAUUGCAGCAAUUUCAAU
Messenger RNA from Drosophila miranda, 2445 nucleotides. RefSeq names its product putative inorganic phosphate cotransporter. NCBI's taxonomy places the organism in Eukaryota, Metazoa, Arthropoda, Insecta, Diptera, Drosophilidae. Gene Ontology annotation, cellular component: plasma membrane. Gene Ontology annotation, molecular function: transmembrane transporter activity. The transcript has 4 exons. The record is from RefSeq and is a predicted model, not a curated record. Bases 353 to 1762 code for a protein of 469 amino acids. Gene Ontology annotation, biological process: monoatomic anion transport; transmembrane transport.